AUGGACGAGACGAAGGCAGGAAUCGGCGGCUUUAUGUCCGGAAAGCCGAAGUUUGGGCAGAGAUACUGGGCGGCUUUUGGUUGGAGAGCCGGGAGCCUUCGUGCUGUUGACCUGGAAAGCAACGAAGCAGAGGACUCCGUGGUGCUGUUCCCUUCAUCUUGGUGCUGUCUCAACCUGCAGCUUACUACCCUGAAGAAGAAGGGACGUGAAGACUGUCUUUCUACUCAAGACCGCCAAACCCGACGGCUUCCGUCUGGUCACCUCGUCGUCUUCAUCGUCUUGACAUUUCGGAUCUUCAAAGAUCGGCGUCAAGAAUCUUUGAUGCCAUCAUUGAUCAAAGCCAGAUGGUGAAUGGCACCAAGCAGAGUGUAUACGUAGAAAACCCUUCCGACGUCCAGCUUAGCGUCUUGUCUCGGGUUGUUUAGACAUCAUAUAGCCCAAUACCUACCUUACCUUACCUGCUGCGGUUUGACCUUUGGGGCACGGUUCGGAUUAUCACCUCCUGGAUCCGAACCUGUAUAUUUACACUUCCGCUCCUCCGCCCAAGAAUCUGGAAGAUCACUGCGUUGCUGUCCCACAAAACCCGAGAAACCCCCCAUACAUCUUUUGUUCUUGUCAGUAUACCACAUCAUUACGCAUUAUUCGGGGACACCUAUGGAUUUCUGCGAAAAAUGGUAGCUGCGACUUAUUUAGGCUUCAUUCUUUUGGCAACGACAUACCGAACAGCACUCUGACAGCAACUUUAGGUCUUUUAUUGUCACAAAGCAGGGAAUUUUGCUACUAAUCUAAUUCAUGAGAUGCCUUGUCAUUCUCACCUUUAGUUUCUAUAUAUAUAGUUACCUACUUUACCAACUUCCCUUUCGUCUUUACCUUGGUGUCUUUUACUCACCACCCAAGCCGGCAACUGGAACCUCGCAAAGACGACACCUCAUCAUCGCCGAGUCUCAUACGAGGA
Molecule: messenger RNA, 955 nt
Organism: Podospora pseudocomata
Lineage: Eukaryota; Fungi; Ascomycota; Sordariomycetes; Sordariales; Podosporaceae
Exons: 3
Coding region: 1-351 (116 amino acids)
Source: RefSeq, a predicted model, not a curated record